Messenger RNA from Betta splendens (Siamese fighting fish), 872 nucleotides. Its product is annotated as DUF4748 domain-containing protein. Lineage: Eukaryota; Metazoa; Chordata; Actinopteri; Anabantiformes; Osphronemidae. Bases 90 to 533 code for a protein of 147 amino acids. The transcript has 3 exons. The record is from RefSeq and is a predicted model, not a curated record.
GUUUUCUAGUAAUUUCCUGCCGAUUAUGUCCACUUGGUGGCAGCGGCUCGGUCAGUGAUGAAGACGUCACUGCGCAUGUCUAAAGAAACAUGGCGGCAUCCUACGUUACAGCAGUGAGGACAUUGCUGAAAGGUGUCCACAUUGCUUCUGGGUGGUUUCAAAGUAAACAAACCACGGCUUUGAGUCAGUGUUGGCGGCUUCAGGCUGCUCAGUGUCGGCCGCUGUCGGUCUCUGCUGCCUCCCUGUGCAGCUCCAGGACGGAGCCACAGAGGGGCAGCUCCACAGACCACAGCAGAGACCAGGAGGAGGCGGCGGGGCCGGAGUACAUCCCCCAGAGGAAGGCGAAGAACCCCAUGUUGCCGAUUGGCUACGCCUGGAUGAUAGGCCUUCCAAGUGGUAUCAUCAUCUUUAUCCUGGCAAAGAGACAAGUGGACAAGAACCGACUGAAGCAGCUUAAGAUUCGAGAGAGGAUGAGAAGGUCCAACGACGGGGAAUAUGAGAGCAGUCGCUUUCGUACUCGCACAGGGAGUUAAACUGGAGCAGCAAUGCCAAGUUUGGCUGUAGAGAUUCACAGCACGUUAUGGAUGUUACAACUGAGGCAAUUCCUUCAUACCUAAGACAGUCAAACAUAUGAGCUCGCCUUUACCACAUCAGAAAGCUUUGAAGCCCUUGAAUCCAGCGAAUAUUUUUUUCUACUUGCAGAUGCAAGUCAUCAGAAGUCAGAGACUUUUUUCUUUCUUUUGCAAAAGAUAUAUUUGUUUUAGUUUUCAUUUAAUGAACAAAGAUGGCUCAGGAGCUGUAGCUUAUUAAAGCGGCGGAAUGAUCUUAUUAUUCUAUUAGAUAAGGUGAGCAUAAAUAAAAAUGUAAACUUG